GUGAUGCUGCUGCUGCGUGAGUGUUUCGCAGUGCUGGAGGAUGAGGUGUGAUGGGUCUGCUGCUGAAGUCAUGUUUCCCGGUGUCCUGUACGCGUUGCUCGCGGGCUUUCUCGGCGCCGUCGCGUCCUCGUCCGCCAAACUGUCUCUCGGAACCGACUAUCUGAAGGGUGUGUGUGAGACGGGCCUGCGAACCUGGGGCGAGCAGAGGAAAUUCACGCAGCACAACGACACGAGCGCGUGCGACUGGCUGCACAUUCCUCUCCGACUGCUGUGUGGAGGUCUGCUGUUCACCUGUAAUGCUGUGAUGUGGACCUUCCUGGCCAAAGCCCUGAGGAGCUCGUGCUCGUCCGCGCGCACCACUGUGACCACCACCGCCUCCAACUUCAUCUCUUCUGCGUUUCUGGGGCAGCUGAUAUUCGGCGAGACACACGUGGCUCUGUGGUGGACGGGCAUCUCUCUCACUCUCUCUGGUCUUCUGGUGCUUCACCACACGUCGCCCAACCUCACGCACGCCGGCAAGAGAGAAUGACCCACUGACCAAUGGCGGAUCAUCAUCAUCAUCAUCAUCAUCAGCACUCGCUAUGGGUCCAAACGCUCCAACACGCACAAACAGGCUGAUUUUCUUUUGCUUCUUCUAUAUCUCACAUGGAAGAUCUACAGUCAUGCCAAAGAUCUGUUUAAAUAUCUUUAUAUGCAUCAUCAUUUAGUAUUAAAAGUCCAUAAGAAAGUAUUAAAAACACUGGUGCAUGAGCCUAUAUCACUGUUAAUGUGAUGAUGAAUCUCAGAUGUGUAACACGUCUGGAUCAUAUUUCACCUAUAAUACAUAUUUUGGAUAAACAAGAUGGAUGCUGAUUUUAGGACCAUUAAAUAAUAAUAAUAAUAGGUAAAAAACUGAAAAUUCUACAGGAAAAUUUGACAACAUAACUGUAAUUCAAUUUAAUAUUAUUCUUAGUUUCAAAUUCCUGCAAGUCCUGCCCUCAGUGACAUCACUUCCUUCAGCUUUGAUUCCCGCCAUCAUCAUCCUCCAGCACUGUGAGCGCCGCGUGUGGCGAUAAUAACAGCAAACCUCGGCAUUGUACAUCCUUCACCGGAUGAGGAUUCUCCGAAAUAUAUGCCACAUAUCUUAUGCAUGCAAACAUCCAGUGAUGUGAGAGCAAAGACACUUCCUGUAGCGGUGUGAAUGAUGAACACACACCCAAACCUGUUCUUCAGCCCCUUCUUCACACACACACAAACUACCCACAGUACACAUUGCUGUAUUUUUGUAUUGCGAAAAAUUGUGACAUGAUAUAUUGUUGCACCCAUAGUAAUCACAUAUUACAUUUCCAAGUGAAGACUUCUCUCAGAAUAAUGUGCACGAUGAGAUCGGCAGUGUGUAUUUAAAGGAAUAGUUCACUUUUAAAAAAAACUUUUGCUGAUAAUUUACUCACCCCCAUGUCAUCCAAGAUGU
Pimephales promelas (fathead minnow) is the source of this 1450-nucleotide messenger RNA. RefSeq names its product transmembrane protein 42b (gene tmem42b). Lineage: Eukaryota; Metazoa; Chordata; Actinopteri; Cypriniformes; Leuciscidae. The record is from RefSeq and is a predicted model, not a curated record.